AUGGAUGUGAUGAACUCUCUCCAAAUAAGAAGCGGCACAGGUGCUUAUGAUGAUGAUGGACAUGUCAAAAGAAAAGGAACCGUAAGUAGUGCUGUGGCUCAUAUCAUCACGGCGGUGAUCGGCUCCGGCGUUCUGUCUCUUGCUUGGAGCACUUCACAGCUAGGAUGGAUUGCAGGGCCAAUUACCUUGCUCUGUCUUGCAAUUAUAACCUAUGUUUCUUCAUGUCUCUUAUCUGAUUGUUACAGAACUCCAGAUCCUAUAACUGGGAAAAGAAACUACUCUUACAUGGAUGCUGUUAGAGCCAAUCUUGGUAAUAAAAGUACUUGGUUUGCUGGUUUCCUUCAAUUUUUGGCCUUAUAUGGGACUUGUAUAGCAUAUGUAAUAACCACAGCGACUAGUCUAAGGGCAAUUCUGAAAUCAAAUUGUUAUCAUAAGGAAGGACAUAAGGCUUCUUGUGAGUAUGGAGAUAGUUUGUAUAUGGUGAUGUUUGGGUUGGUCCAGAUUGUGAUGUCGUUCAUACCAGAUCUUCAUAACAUGGCAUGGGUUUCAGUUGUUGCUGCAAUUAUGUCCUUCACUUAUUCAUUCAUAGGACUUGGACUUGGCAUCGCCACAGUUAUAAAAAAUGGAAGAAUUAUGGGUAGCAUAACAGGGGUAGCAACUAAUAACGUUGCAGACAAAAUAUGGCUAGUGUUUCAAGCACUUGGCGACAUCGCAUUCUCUUAUCCCUACUCUAUUCUCCUCCUUGAGAUUCAGGACACACUGAAGUCUUCUCCACCGGAAAACCAAACCAUGAAGAAGGCGUCCAUGAUUGCAAUCUUGAUCACAACAUUCUUCUAUCUCUGUUGCGGAUGCUUCGGAUACGCCGCCUUUGGAAACUCUACGCCGGGAAACCUGCUCACUGGGUUUGGCUUCUAUGAUCCUUUCUGGCUUGUUGACAUUGCUAAUGUUUGCAUUAUUGUUCAUUUGGUUGGAGGGUAUCAGAUUUAUUGUCAGCCAAUAUAUAAUGUAGCUGAUAGAUGGAGAUCAAGAAAGUUCCCCAACAAUGGUUUUGUGAACAAUUUCUACAAAGUGAAACUACCCCUUUUGCCCACUUUUAACUUCAAUCUUUUCAGGUUCUGUUUCAGAACAAUUUUUGUGAUUUCAACCACAGGAGUUGCAAUUCUUUUCCCUUACUUCAACCAAGUUCUUGGAGUUUUAGGAGCCAUAAACUUUUGGCCAUUGGCCAUUCUUUUUCCAGUGGAGAUGUACUUAGUUCAGAAAAAAAUUGAAGCAUGGAGUAGCAAAUGGAUUGUUCUUAGGAUAUUUAGCUUUGGUUGCUUUCUUGUGACCUUAAUGGGGUUUGUGGGCUCACUUGAAGGAAUCAUAAGACAGAAAAUUCAUUGA
Messenger RNA from Arachis stenosperma, 1383 nucleotides. RefSeq names its product probable amino acid permease 7. NCBI's taxonomy places the organism in Eukaryota, Viridiplantae, Streptophyta, Magnoliopsida, Fabales, Fabaceae. Bases 1 to 1383 code for a protein of 460 amino acids. The record is from RefSeq and is a predicted model, not a curated record. Gene Ontology annotation, cellular component: plasma membrane. The transcript is spliced from 7 exons.